CCCCCCACCACGACGGCGCGAGCCGCUGUACCAGCCCCUGAGGCGGCGCCAGCCACACUAGCCAGCCUCGCGGGAACCGGCGGUACAGUGCGGGGCGGCGCGAGCUGUUUGCCCUCCCCGGACUGGCGACAAGUGCGGGCGGAAGUGAGCCCUGCGGUUGGGCAGAAGGGGUCCAGCUGAGAUUCCAGAGUGCCACAGUUUAUCCCGGGAACAUAGUCGUUAGCGAUGCCCAGCCCAUCCACCCCGCAUUCUCCACAGCGGCUUCACUCCUACUUUGUACCAGGAGAGACUGAAAACAGGGGUGCCAUAUUGGUUAAGGGCAAGAGCUGGCAUAGGAUCUCGGAAGCGCAUGCGCCGCAGCGUACACUACCUUGGCCGCAGAGGAGACAUAGAAGUCCUUUGAGUUAACGUAAUUAUGCUGCGCCGGAACAGGCGGGUCACGCGAGGAGGCUGGGUGCUUGGUGUACUUAGAGACUCCCUUGAAGUAUCAUGGCAGUCAAGUGGACUAAUGGACAUUCCUCUUCUAUACUGUGCUUGAAUGUAAACAAAGAAGGGCUGGUAGCUUCAGGAGCAGAGAGAGGAGAACUCACAAUCUGGAAUGAAGAAGGGAUUCAUUUAGGACAAAUACAGCUCCCAAGAGCAGAUGAUGUCACCUGUGUUGUGUUCUCUCCCACCUAUCCCAGCAGGCUGUACACCUCCCAUGGUGAAACCAUUAGCGUGUUGGAUGUCAGAUCCCUUAAGGGGCCAGUUGAAUGCUUUCAUCUGAAUGAGGAAGAGAUCAAUUGCCUGUCAGUGAAUGAGAUAGACAGUGUCCUGGCUGCUGCAGAUGACUCUGGGGCAAUAAAAAUUAUGAACUUGGAAAACAAGAAAGUCAGCCGGUCCUUGAGGAGGCAUUCAAACAUCUGCUCCUCUGUUGCCUUUCGACCUCAGCGCCCUCAAAGCCUUGUGUCUUGUGGACUGGACAUGAAGGUUAUGCUGUGGAACCUGCAGAAAGCUCGCCCACUGUGGACCGUAACCCUGCAGGAGAACGAAGCAGAGGGAGCAGAACACCAAUCAGCUGGCCAGUUCCUUAAUCCUCCCCUAGCCCAUUCUCUGUCUGUUGCAGCAUGUGGCAACGUCUUUGGUUGUGCAGGCGAAGAUGGUAAAAUCCGGAUCUUCAGGGUAACAGGUGUCAAGUUUGAACAGGAGCUGGGGUUUAAGGGUCACACUUUGGGGGUGUCACAGGUCCUCUUUCUGCCAGAAGUAUAUUGGCUGCUUUCUGGAGGAAAUGAUGGGAAGGUGUUACUGUGGGAUGUCAGCAAUGAAGUUGGGAAGCAACUGACGAGUCCUGUGAAAUCCAUCCACAGGAGGAAGGCCAGAACACCAACUUCCACCAAGAGAGAUGGAGAGCCCAACACAAUGGUUACAAAUGAACAUAUCAGAAUUUUACCAAAACUAAGCAUAGAACAUGGAGAGAAGGUGAACUGGAUUUCAUAUGCAGAGAUCAAAGGCUUCAGGAGGAUAUUAGUUGCGGAUCAGAGCAGCUGUAUAUCUGUAUAUCCUCUGACAGAAACCUAGACACACAUUGUUUAAGGAAAUCUUGGCAAGUAGCUAGUUUUUUGGGUUGUUUUGAGCUGGCCUACCUGGUUCCCUACAAAGUACCCUCCUGUUUGUUACCAUGGAGAGUAAACUUCCUGUAGCUUAAAUAAUUACCAGCUCUUGUGCAUGUUUAGAAGUGGCCAGGAAUUUGCUCUGGCACAUUACGUACAUAAGUAACAUUGCUUUAUCUUUUUCAAUAGUGGCACAUCUUCACUGUAAAUAUUUUCUUAUGGGGUUGGAAGACGGUGCAUCUUGAAUAUAGGUGUGACUUUGUUUGAAAUGGAUUGAGAGGAAUUGCAGGAUCAAAUAUGAACAGACUGAGGCAGCCUCAUGCUGCAGGUUGUAACAUUUUGUGUUUCAGUCUGCAAACAUUGUAAGAAAGAAUCUAUUCAGUCUGGGAGAAAAAUGGUGGCCUUUUCUGUAAAAACUAAAUCAAUGGGUGUGAUAAGCUUUGCUGAAGGUGUAAUUGACUGGAGUCCUCAAACCCCUGUACUAUAACAAAACUAAUUUUCCUGUUUUGCCUCCUUACCUCUUUAGUUCUUUGCUUUCCCUAUUUCAACAUUUCUGGCAAUUUAGGCCUAAAUUAGACAUAUUCUCUGAUUAUCUGAGCUGCAGCAACUGAAAAUGUGGGUUGCAAGCAUGUUUGAACUAUUUUUAAUUGAAUAUAGAUAAGAAUAAUUACGGAAGUGGGUUAAAUAGCUAAAUUGAUUAAAGUUCAUCAUUAAGUGGGAUUUUCAGACUGGAACAACAUUGGGGGUGGGGGGAAAUGUUAACAGCUGUUUACUUGGCUUGUCCUCCUCUGAUUUUGUGUGUCACAGAAGAAAAAAUCUUUUAAAUCUGUUUCAAUAAAAGCUUUCUAGCUCACUGUGCUCCUUGUGCUCCUGCUAGCUCUUGUAUGACUAUCCUAUGUAACCCCAUAUGCUGUGCAAAAUGUGAAGUUGAGUAUUUUAUAACUUAAAUGCAGAGUAUAAUAAAAAUAUAGAGGGCCAAAUGCUGCUGUCUUCCUUACACAAAUAGUAUCACUGAUUUCAAGGGCUCCUUGCAUAAAUAGGGCAAGCAGGUUCUUGCCCUAGGUGGACUGUUAACUUUAAAAAUGUAAAUCCUGUGCCUUUGAAGUUAUUUAAUAAACUCUUGGCUUUUAUGGGAUGUGCAAAUAAUUCAGAAAUUUUAUUUUCCCAGGAUGUCCUGUAUUACUAAUGUGCUAAAAGUGCACUACUUGUACAGUUUGGAAACCAAUCUGACCAAUUAAAUUAUUUCCUUCUCUUUGUUUAUACAUGUAAAGGAGUGAUCUUUGCCAAAAACACUGAACUUUGAAGUAUUAAUCUGACAUUACUAAAAUAAGGUUAAUUUGUGUUUGUCAAUUAGAAGCUUUUUUUGGUGGCAAGCAGUAAGAUAAUGGGAGAGAUGGAUUGUCCUUUUAUCGUAAGAAAAGAGCCAAACUGUAACUAAAAUACUUAGUAGACAUUCCCCUCUGGCUAC
Molecule: messenger RNA, 3057 nt
Organism: Dermochelys coriacea (leatherback sea turtle)
Lineage: Eukaryota; Metazoa; Chordata; Testudines; Dermochelyidae
Gene: WDR53
Product: WD repeat domain 53
Exons: 3
Coding region: 490-1557 (355 amino acids)
Molecular function (GO): protein binding
Source: RefSeq, a predicted model, not a curated record